This is a messenger RNA of Harpia harpyja (harpy eagle), 1937 nucleotides long. RefSeq names its product flotillin 1 (gene FLOT1). The record is from RefSeq and is a predicted model, not a curated record. NCBI's taxonomy places the organism in Eukaryota, Metazoa, Chordata, Aves, Accipitriformes, Accipitridae. Gene Ontology annotation, cellular component: plasma membrane. Gene Ontology annotation, biological process: protein localization to plasma membrane; protein kinase C signaling; positive regulation of cell-cell adhesion mediated by cadherin.
GGUGGGGGCCGCGCCUCAGCGGGAGGACCGGAGCGGCUGAGGCGACGGAGGGGGGGGGGGGGGUGCCGGCUCCCCCGGUCUCAUUUCGGGGUCUCCCCGCAGAUCCCCGCCGAGAUGUUCUUCACGUGUGGCCCCAACGAGGCCAUGGUGGUGUCGGGUUUCUGCCGCAGCCCCCCCGUCAUGGUGGCUGGGGGGAGGGUGCUGGUGGUGCCGUGUCUGCAGCAGAUCCAGCGGAUCUCCCUGAACACCCUGACCCUUAACGUGCGCAGUGAGAAGGUGUACACCCGUCACGGCGUCCCUAUCUCCGUCACCGGCAUCGCUCAGGUGAAGAUCCAGGGGCAGAACAAGGAGAUGCUGGCAGCCGCCUGCCAGAUGUUCCUGGGCAAGUCGGAGAGCGAGAUCGCCCAGAUCGCCCUAGAGACUCUCGAGGGCCACCAACGCGCCAUCAUGGCCCACAUGACUGUGGAGGAGAUCUACAAGGACCGGCAGAAGUUCUCAGAACAGGUUUUCAAAGUGGCCUCGUCCGACCUCGUCAACAUGGGGAUCAGCGUGGUCAGCUACACCCUGAAGGACAUCCACGAUGACCAGGACUACCUGCACUCGCUGGGGAAGGGCCGCACGGCACAGGUCCAGCGCGAUGCCCGCGUGGGGGAGGCUGAGGCCAAGCGGGACGCCGGCAUCCGCGAGGCGCGGGCACGCCAGGAGCAGGUCUCUGCGCAGCUGCUGAGCGAGACGGCGAUGGCGCAGGCCCAGCGCGACUUCCAGGUGCAGCAGGCGCUCUGCGAUGCCGCCGUCAAUGCCCGCAAGGCCCAGGCCGACCUGGCCUACCAGUUGCAGGUGGCGAGGACGAAGCAGCAGAUCGAGGAGCAGCGGGCGCAGGUGCUGGUGGUGGAGCGGGCGCAGCAGGCGCAGCUGCAGGAGCACGAGAUCGGCCGCCGUGAGCGCGAGCUGGAGGCCACCGUCCGCAAACCCGCCGAGGCCGAGCGCUACCGCCUCGAGCGCCUGGCCGAGGCCCAGCGGUCACAGAUGAUGAUGCAGGCGGAGGCUGAGGCUGAAGCCAUGAAGGUGACGGGGGCGGCGCGGGCGGCGGCGGUGGCUGCCCGGGCGCGGGCGGAGGCGGCGCAGACGGCGGCGAAGGCCGAGGCGUUCCGCGAGUACCAGGAGGCCGCCAUCGUUGACAUGGUGCUGCAGCGGCUCCCCCAGGUGGCAGAGGCGGUAGCGCAGCCGCUGCUGGGGACGCGGCGUGUGACGUUGGUGGCCGGUGGCUCCGGGGACAUCGGGGUGUCGCGGUUGCCGGGGGAGAUCCUGGACGUCGUCACCCGCCUGCCCGCCACCGUCGAGGCCCUCACGGGCGUCAGCGUCACCCAGGCUGCCCAGAAGAAGUCCGAGUGCCAGGCCUGAGCCAGUGCCACCGCGUCCCCGAAGUGCCACUACAUGCUGGUGCCACCCUGCCUGUGAGGCGUCGCCACCCCCGGGAUCCCACGUCUGCAUGGUGUCACCACCCCCCGAAACCCCCAUCUCGCCGAAGUGCCACCACCUCCCAGCGAUACCGCGUCCCCACAGUGCCACCGUGCCACCCUACCUGCGAGGUGUCACCACCCCCUGGAGCCCCUGUCCCCACGGCGUCACCAUCUCCUGGAACCUCCUUCUCGCCAAAGUGCCACCAGCUCCCAGCGAUACUGUGUCCCCAAAGUGCCGCUACCCCACGGUGCCACCAUGUCCCCAAAGUGCCACCAUUCCGCUGCGCUAGUGUCCUCCCAUGGUGCCACCACCCCUCAAUGCCACUGUGCCCCUGAGAUGCCACCACCCCACGGUGCUAAUGUGUCCCCAAAGUGCCACCGUCCCCACCCACCCCCUCAGGGGCUGGUGUGUCCCCAGGGUGGAGGACACGUCCCCGUGUCCCCACAUCAUUAAAGCUGCUGCGUCUGCACUGGCCA